AUGGAAAUUUCUCCGAUCAAUUUCCUCCAUGGAUUCACUAUAUUUUGUGUCACCUUGUUGGUUCUAUUCAUAUCAUCUUUUGCAUUAUUGUCUUGGAUUUUGAGUCGGGUACUUGGUGCAUCCGUUGGAUUUUGCGUUAGUGGAUUUAACAGUUUAAAAGACGUGGAAUUGAAGUUUAAGAAGGGUGGUGUUGAAUCUAUAUAUGUUGGUGAAAUUAAACUUAGUUUCCGUCGUUGUUUGGUUGAUCAUGGUGCGGGUUUUAGUUCUUGGGACCCAAAGUUGCAACUAAUAAUAUGCAACUUAGAAGUUGUUACACGACCUCCAAUUAAAAGCACUGAGGUAAAAAAGAAGAAACCUAAAAAAUCCAGCGGUGCUUCUUCUGGAAAGGGAAAAGGAAAGGGAAAGUGGAAGACUAUAAGCACCAUUGCAAAAUAUUUCUCACUUUCUGUCACAAAUAUAGCUUUGAAGACACCUAAAUUUAGUGUUGAAAUUGGGAAGUUGAAUGUGGACAUAUCUAAAGAGGCUGGAAGCGAGUCAGAUUUGGUAGUUAGGGUUCAAAUACUACCCAUUGUCUUUAACGUUAUUGAGCCUCAAGAUAGUAAUCAAUUAUCGGAUUCUAGUGGUGGAGGAAGCAAUACUUCUGUCCAAGCAACUGUUGCUUCUACUGAAAAGACUUCUGCUACUUUUGUCUGUGAAAAAUUCUCUGUCUCUUGUACAUUUGGCCAUGAUAGGGAAAUAGGUAUAGCUAUAAAGAGUGUAGAGAUUUCCAUUGGAGAUAUCAGUGUGAAUUCGAAUGAGGGGUUGCUUGAGAAAAAAAAGAGUUCAUCAGAAUCUUCUUCUGACUCUCAGAAAAAUAUAGGAUCGAGCGAUGAUCCUAAUAGCAAAAAGCCACCUUCCAACAAGCAGGAAAAAAUUUCAGGCUAUAUUUCAAAGUUUCCUCAAACGGUAAACUUCAAUUUGUCAAAGGUGAACGUUAGUUUUACGCAUCGUGAACGUAAUCUUUAUGUUGAAAAUAACAUCAUCGGCAUCCAAUUCAAAAGCAUCAAAUCACGACCGUCAAAGGAUGGUGGGGAGAGUAGACGUCUUCAUUUUCAACUCGAAUUUGGUGAAAUUCAUCUUUUUAAAGAAGUUGGUUCUUCCAUCUUAGAGAUAUCGAGUGUGAAAAUGGCUUCUUUUGUGUAUGUCCCUGUACAGUCAGUUAUGCUUAUUAGAGCUGAAACAGAAAUUAAGAUUGGACGUUCACAAUGCAACAUCGUAAUGAGCAGAAUAAAGCCUUGGUUGCUCCUAAAGCCACCUAGUAAGCAGAAAAAACUGGUCAUCCGAGAAGAACCUUCUGUUGCAAAGCCAAAAUCUACUGAUGACAGUAAGACCAUCGUAUGGACAUGUAAUUUGUCAACUUCGGAGUUUACAAUAAUGCUUUUCAAUAUGGCUGCUUCUCCACUAUAUAAUGUUUGCUUAAAAUCAACACAUGUAACUGCAAACAACACUUCGAAGAUGGGAACUGCAGUGCAUUCUGAACUUUGUGAAUUAAGCCUCAAAAUGGCUAAUGAAAAUCAAGAAUGCUUGGAAAAAAGCAUUUUUGGUGCUGAAUCAAACUCUGCCUCCAUUUUUCACAUUGCAAAGAUUUGUGUGGAUUGGGGCAAAAAGGACAUCAAAUCCUCUGAAAAAGAUGCUCCAAAGUGUGUGCUAAGUUUAUCAGUUGUUGUGACAAGCCUGGCAAUUUAUCUAAGUUUUGAGCGUAUAGAAUCAUUCAUAUCUACUGCAAUAUCCUUUCAAGUUCUAUUUAAAAGCCUUUCUGGUCCAAAGAAAAAAUCCACAACUACCCGGUCACAUUCAUCAAAAAGUUCAGGGAAAGGAACUCAAAUGGUGAAAUUCAAUCUUGAAAAGUGUUCAGUGUAUGUAUUGGGGGAAACUGGAAUAGAAAACGCAGUUGUUCCAGACCCCAAGAGAGUUAAUUAUGGUUCACAGGGUGGUAGAGUUAUAAUAAGUGUGUCCGCAGAUGGUACCCCUCGUACUGCAACUGUAAUAUCCACUGUUUCCGAUGAGUACCAGAAGCUAAAGUACUGUAUUUCUCUUCAAAUCAUAGAUUUGAAGUUGAGUGUGAACAAGGAGAAAAGAUCCAAACAGGUAGAACUUGCGAAGGCCAGAUGCAUCUAUCAGGAGUAUUACGAUGAAACUAGGCCAGUAUCAAAGGUGGCAUUAUUUGACAUACGAUAUAUUAAAUUUGUACAGCGAUUAGGUGGCCUUAAAGAGAAUGCUGCAUGCUCUCUGUUCAGUGCCACUGAGAUUAGUUUGAAGUGGGAGCCUGAUGUACAUCUGUCUCUGAUUGAAUUGGUUUUGCAGCUAAAAUUAGCAUUACACAAUUCCAAGCUUCGGGAGCGGGGUAAUGAACAAGUUGAAGAUGUAGUGUCUGAUGUAAAAGAUUCUAAUAAGAAAAAUGAAGUUCCUCUUCCUUCGGGGCAUUCUGAAAAGAAGAAAGAUUCUGUUUUUGCUGUUGAUGUAGAAAUGUUGAAGAUAUCUGGUGUGCUAGGAGAUGGAGUUGAUGCUAUGGUUCAGGUGAAGUCAAUUUUCUCUGAGAAUGCUCGUAUAGGAGUGCUCCUUGAAGGACUCUUGUUUUAUUUUAAUGGGGCCAGACUCGUCAAGAGUAGCAGGAUGCAGGUUUCACGAAUUCCUAGUAAAUCUGAUGCUGCUAUAUCUGAUGCAAAGGGAGCUACGAUAUGGGAUUGGGUGAUUCAAGGUCUUGAUGUUCACAUUUGUAUGCCUUUCAGAUUAGAAUUGCGUGCUAUUGAUGAUGCUCUAGAAGACAUGUUGCGUGCAUUGAAACUUAUUGUUGCUGCAAAGACCAACAUGAUUUUUCCGGUGAAGAAAGACAGUUCUAAAGCUAAAAAGCCUAGUUCAGUGAAAUUUGGAUGUGUGAAGUUUUUCCUUCGCAAGUUAACUUUUGAUAUUGAAGAGGAACCGCUUCAGGGAUGGCUUGAUGAACACUACCCACUGUUGAAGAAGGAGGUUGGCGAAUUAGCUGUCAGGUUAAACUUCUUAGAUGAUUUUAUAUCCAAGGUUAAGAAAGAUCCAAACUCUACUGAUGAUACCAGUAAUUGUACUGAAGAAAAAAAAAUUUAUAUCAAUGAUAUUGAAGUUGAUCUAAACGAUCCUUCAGUUGUUGAAUCGAUGCGAGAAGACAUUUAUAGACGAACAUUCCGAUCAUAUUACCAGUCAUGCCAAAACAUAAAGUUCUAUGAGGGAUCAGGUGCUUAUAAAAAUGAUGAAUUUCAAUCUGGUUUCAAGCUCAGUACUUCAAGAUCUUUUGUUCUUUCAGCAUAUGCAACAGACUUAGAUGUAACCUUGACAAAAAUCGAUGGUGGAGAAGAUGGGAUGAUUGAAAUUCUGAGGACGCUUGAUCCUGUUUGUCGUGAAUUAGAGAUACCAUUUUCCAGACUGUAUGGAGCAAACAUUCUCUUGAACACUGGUUCUCUUGUGGCUCAAAUUCGAGAUUACACAUUUCCUCUCUUUGCCGGAACUUCUGGCAAAUGUGAAGGUCGUCUUGUCAUGGCUCAGCAGGCAACUAGCUUUCAACCUCAAAUGGUUCAAGAGGUCUAUGUUGGGGAAUGGAGAAAGGUGAGUAUGCUUCGAUCAGCCACCGGUACUACUCCGCCGAUGAAGACAUACACAGAUUUGACGUUACGUUUCCAGAAAGGUGAAGUGUCAUUUGGGGUGGGUUAUGAACCAGUUUUUGCUGAUAUUAGUUAUGCUUUCACCGUGGUGCUACGGAGGGCUAAUCUGAGUCUUAAGACUCCUGGGCCACUAAUUUUGCCACCCAAAAAGGAGAAGAGUUUGCCAUGGUGGGAUGACAUGAGAAACUACAUUCAUGGAAGAAUUACCUUAUUAUUUUCUGAAACACACUGGAAUAUUUUGGGAAGUUCAGAUCCUUAUGAAAAGUUCGAUAAACUUGUACUUUUGACUCGUUAUAUGGAAAUUCAACAGUCAGAUGGUCGCAUUUUUCUUUCUUCCGAAGAUUUCAACAUUUACUUGACCAGUUUGGAGAGUUUGGCAACCAAAAAUGGUGCCAAAAUUCCACCAGGUGUUUAUGGUCCAUUCUUUGAAGUUCCAGUUUUUAUACUUGAAGUUAUAAUGGAUUGGGGUUGUGAGUCUGACAAGCCAUUGAAUCAUUAUUUGUUUUCACUUCCAAUUGAAGGGAAGCCUCGUGAGUUCUUAUUUGACCCCUUCAGAUCCACUGCUCUUUCGAUUAAAUUUAGCAUGUCAUUUAGAUCCUUUCCUCCUCCAUCAGACAAACAAAGUUCAUCAUUAUCUGUUGCAAAAGAUAGUACAGAAGGAGAUGCUAAUGUUCAUCAGCCUCCUCGCACUUCUCAGAAUGCUUCACCAACAAUAAACCUCGGUUCUCAUGAUCUAUCAUGGCUGACAAAAUUUGGCACCUUGAUGUAUCUUCCCCCACAUAAACUCCGCUUUUUCUCGCGUUUCCCUCGUUACGGUUGCCCAAGAAUUGUCAGAUCAGGCAACCUUGCACUUGAUAAAGUUAUAACUGAGUUUAUGAUGCGCAUAGAUGGCACCCCAAUUCGUGUAAAGAACGUGCAUCUUCAUGAUGAUGAUCCAGCCAAAGGACUGACAUUCUCUAUGACAAAGCUCAAGGUUGAAGUGUGUUUUGGGAGGGGCAAGCAAAAGUUUACUUUUGAAUGUUACCGUCCCCUUCUUGAUCUUGUUUACCUAGGUGUUGAUCUUCACAUGCCCAAAGUUUUCCUUAGCAAAGAAGAUUGCAGCAGUAUUACUAAAUUGAUUAGCAUGAAACAAAAAGGCUCACAAACUGCAUCCAAGAAAACUCCCUCGGAAAAAGGUUGCAUGACACAGAAGGAUCCUGACGAUGGAUUCUUUUUAUCUGGUGAUUACUUCACGAUAAGAAAGCAGUCCCCAAAGGCUGAUCCUGAUACUUUGAUAGCCUGGCAUGAAGCAGGAAAAAUACCUUCUGACAAUACCUAUGUACGACCACAGCGUGGAAAUCGAAAUGAAACCGACGAGCAAGCGCAAUCAGAUCCAAGUGAUGAUGAAGGAUACAAUGUGGUAAUUGCAGACAGUUGUCAGCGUGUGUUUGUCUAUGGUCUCAAGCUUCUGUGGAAUAUUGAGAACAGAAAUGCUAUUUGUUUCUGGGUUGCUAGUCUUUCCAAAGCUGCCGCACCUGCCAAGCCUUCUCCUUCUCGGCAGUAUGUGCAGAGAAAGUUACGUGAGGAGAAGAAAAAACAAGAAGCUGCUGAAACUGAUCAAGAUGGUGCAGGUGAAACUGCUCAAGAUGAAGGAACUGAAGUCCAUCCAGAUGAUGGAGCUGAAGUUCAUCAAGAUGAUGGAACUGAAAAUGCUGAUGAACCAGAGGAGGGGACUCGUCACUUCAUGGUUAAUAUUGUUGAACCACAGUUUAAUCUUCACUCAGAGGAUGCACAUGGAAGGUUUUUGCUUGCUGCUGUAAGUGGACGAAUUUUAGCCCAGUCAUAUCACUCGGUUCUUCAAGUUGGUUUAGAGAUGAUUGAGCAAGGACUAAAUAAAACUGAGGGACAAAAUAGUGAGUACCAGCCUGAAAUUGCAUGGAAAAGAUGGGAGUUAUCUGUCAUGUUGGAGCAUGUGCAGGCCCAUGUUGCACCAACAGAUGUUGAUCUAGGGGCUGGAGUGCAUUGGUUGCCAAAAAUUCAAAGAGGGUCACCAAAAGUAAUGCGUACAGGUGCUCUUCUUGAGAGAGUUUUCAUGCCUUGUGAUAUGUAUUUUCAGUUCACAAGGCACAAAGGAGGCACUCCAGAUCUGAAGGUGAAACCGCUGAAGGAGCUCACCUUCAAUUCUCAUAAUAUAACAGCAACAAUGACUUCUCGCCAGUUUCAGGUCAUGCUAGAUGUGCUGUGCAAUCUUCUCCUUGCACGGGUUCCCAAGCCUCGAAAAAGUAGCAUGACUCUUUUUGCUGAAGAUGAUGAAGAUAAAGAAGAAGAAGCAGAUGAGAUGGUACCAGAUGGUGUUGAAGAGGUGGAACUUGAAAAGAUCAACCUUGAAAGGAAAGAGAGGGGUCAAAAUUUGAUUCGUGAUGAUAUAAGAAAAUUGUGUCUUUGGCAUGACCUUUCAAGAAAUUCACACCCAGAAGAGGAAGCAGACUUGUGGAUGAUAGACGGUGGAAUAGACAAGCUGGUCCAAGAACUGGAGAAAGAACUUGUAAAUGCGAAAAAAUUUAGGAAGGAAGCAUAUGCAUCAUUAAGAGUGGCUAUGCAUAAAGCUGCACAACAGAGGUUAAUGGAGAAGGAGAAGAACAAAAGUCCUUCAUAUGCAAUGCGCAUAUCUAUGCAAAUUAACAAAGUUGUUUGGAGCAUGAUCCUUGAUGGUAAACCCAUUGCUGAAGUCGAGAUCAAUGACAUGAUCUACGACUUCGACCGGGAUUAUAGGGAUAUCGGCAUUUCUCUGUUUACCACAAAAUUUGUUGUUUUCAGAAACUGCCUGUCUAAUGCCAAAUCUGAUACAAUUCUGUCAGCAUGGAAUCCCCCUCCCGAUUGGGGAAAAAAAGUGAUGGUUAAACUUGAUGCGAGACAGGGAGCUCCAAAGGAUGGAAAUUCUCCUUUUGAACUUUUCCAUGUAGAGAUUUAUCCCCUUAAGAUCCAUUUGACAGAAACAAUGUACAGAAUGAUGUGGGUCUAUUUCUUCCCAGAAGAAAAGAAGGAUUCACAACGCCGACAGGAGGUUUGGAAGGUUUCAACCACAGCUGGUGCAAGGCGUAUGAAAAAAGGUUCAACAGCUGAUGGUUCGGCUUCAGGCACUGAUCCACCAGCAAGAUCUGGCUUCUCUGCAAUGCUGUUUCCCACAGUCAAUCCACUUGCUUCCCAAGCUGACUCAGCCCAAGCAUCCAAAGCACAAAAUGCCAAAGCUAAUCCUGCUACUGGUCUAAGCCCCGAGUUGAAAAGGUCAUCAUCUUCUGAUAAACCAAAGGAAGAGGCUGUAGCAGAAUCUGCAGCUGAUGAAGAAAAGAAGGUAGCUGUGACACCAGAAGAGAAGAAAGCUAGACCACAAAAGAUAAUGGAAUUUCACAACAUCAAAAUUAGCCAGGUGGAACUGUGUGUUACAUAUGAGGGGUCAAGAUUUGUUGUGAGUGAUAUGAAAUUAUUGAUGGAUCAAUUUCAUCGAGUUGAGUUUACCGGGACUUGGAAAAGACUCAUCUCACGAGUUAAGAAGCAUAUCAUAUGGGGAGUUCUUAAGUCUGUGACUGGAAUGCAGAUUAAGAAAUUUAAAGACAAAGGUCAGGUUCAGCUCCCUAGUUCCAGUGGUCCAGAAGUGGAUGUUGCUUCUAUUGACAGUGAAGGAAAAUCUGAUAAGCUUCCACCAUCUUUUCCUAAGCGUCCUACUGAUGGAGCAGGUGAUGGAUUUGUAACAUCCAUUAAAGGAAUAUUUAGCCAUCAAAAACGCAAGGCAAAGGCAUUUGUGCAAAAGACAAAGAAAAAUGAAGGAGAGAAUGAAAUUCAAGGGGAUCUGAAUGAAAAUGAUACAGAGAUCUCUCCUUUUGCUAGGCAGCUCACGAUCACACAAGCCAAAAAGCUUAUUAAGAAGCACACCAUGAAGUUGCAGGCUAAAGGACAAAAGGGUUCUCCCUUACAACAAAUAGUAGAAGAAGCAUUACCAUCAUCUCCACAAGAAGAGACCAUUUCAUUUGACAGUGAUUCUUCGAGUGAAUCUUCAUCCGAUGAUGAAAGUUUACCAGAACAGAUUAUGUAAAGGAAUAAUUCUUAGUUUUUAUGUUGAUCAUGAACUACGUUAUUCCUUAUUCUUAAAUAACUAAAUCAGCAGAUAAACAGCUAACAGAAAUGGAAACAUAGAACUUUGAACUUCAAAUUUAGAUAACAUGUGAUUGAUGUCGAUGUCUAUUCAGUGUAUUAUUCCCUGGCAACC
This is a messenger RNA of Vigna umbellata (rice bean), 7914 nucleotides long. The record is from RefSeq and is a predicted model, not a curated record. Lineage: Eukaryota; Viridiplantae; Streptophyta; Magnoliopsida; Fabales; Fabaceae.